Cherax quadricarinatus is the source of this 866-nucleotide messenger RNA. Lineage: Eukaryota; Metazoa; Arthropoda; Malacostraca; Decapoda; Parastacidae. The record is from RefSeq and is a predicted model, not a curated record.
UCUGUAAAAGAAUCCCAAAAACCCGAAGAGGAAAGUUACAAACGGAAGAGGUUGUGAAAGUCAUGAGAGGUAUUCUAAAUAAACUUACCCCAGAAAAGUUUAUGAGACUAGUUGAUACUGUGAAGACCUUACCCAUCAACACUACAGAAAGGCUUUCUGCUGUUAUUGACCUCAUUUUUGAAAAGGCUGUGGAUGAGCAGGGAUUUUCUUCAACGUAUGCUCAGAUGUGUCAGGUUCUUUCUCUGAUGUCUGUACGUGGCAAUGGUAACGAUUCUGGAAACUCUGGCAAGUCAGAAGUAAAGUUUAGGAACCUCAUCAUUAACAAGUGUCAGAAGGAAUUUGAAAAGGAUAAUACAGAUGAGCUUAGGGUUAGAAGGUACAAGGAAAUUGAUGCCUGUAAUGAUCCUGAAAAGAAACUGGAACUAAUUGCCAAAUAUGAGUAUGAUGAGACAAAGAUGAGAAAGAGAUCAGUAGGCAAUAUCAGAUUCAUUGGAGAGCUGUACAAGUUGCGCAUGUUGACUUCUCCAAUUAUGAUGCGGAUUAUAGGAACACUUUUAGAAAAGGGUGAUGAAGAAUCCUUAGAGUGCUUAUGUAAAUUGCUGUCUACUAUUGGCAAGAUAUUGGAAACUCAGUGUUGUCAGCAGGCAAAAGCUAUGGUUAGUAACUGUAAUAUUUUGUGUGUGACAUGUACAUGUGUGUAUGUAUAUAUGUAUGUAUAUUAUGUUUAUUAUAUAUAUUAUGUAUAUAUAUACAGGAAGGCCCCGCUUUACGGCGUUUCACUUUACGGCGUUCCGCUAAUACGGUCAUUUCAAAUUAUGACCAAAACUCGCUAUACAGCUCCCCCCACCUGACUUUCUAAUACGGUC